UACACCUAAGCCCUCACAAACCCUCCUUCCCAAUGGCCGGCGUGCCCCCGCCGCCGCGGCAGCUCGAGGUGAGGCGCUUCGCGGCCGCCCGCGCCGGCGAGCUCCGCUCCCUCCACGCCGCCGUGUCCGGCCGUCUCGAUGGAAGCGGCCGCUCCCAGCAGCCCCGCUCCUCGCGCCGCCGCACCACGGGGCACCUCCCCUCCAAGCGCCGGCGGCGGAGCGGACACUCCGCCGGUACCCGCGAGGGCGGGCGGGCGGAGGAGGAGGAGGAGAGGAGUACCUCGGCGCGGAAACAGUCGAGGAGGGUGAGGCGGCGGCGGGAACUCGCGGGCAACCCCGCGGAGGGGUUCUCGGUCGCUGGCGACGGCGCGCGGCGUUUGCGCACGCACCUGUGGCACGCCAAGAGGUUCUCCAUGGAGAGGCGAUGGGGCUUCGUCCUGCCCGACGGUGCCCAGGGGAGAGGGAGGGGUUCAAGGAGUGUCCUCAAGCGGCUGAAGAAUGCUACCGUUGUCCAUGAUGCGAGCUACUUCGUUCCAAUUCAGCUAGAUGGUCCAGAGCUAACUUUCCAGGACUCCCUGUUAUCCAUUCUUCGAAUGGUUUUGCAUCCAUCUCCUGCAGACAAAACACCUGAUUUGAAGCAUAAGCAAGAUCAAAUUAUGCGAGGUGUUUGCUAUGAGAGUGCUAUGCUUUGGGGUGUCGGGAGUCCUCAUUCUCAAAUUGUUGGACCAGUAACAUACAUGUGGCGCCCAUUCUCAAGAGAGAAUGACAAAUUGGAGCCUGAAGAACAAGAUCUCUCCAAUAGCUCUUUACAACGUCAAUUGUGGAUAUGGAUACAUCCUGCUGCUCUUGAUGAAGGGCUUAAUGCAAUAAGAUUUGCAUGUGAGAGACAGAUGCACGAUUCUGGUGGUGUGGUCAAAUGUUGCUCACUUGAGGGAAAAAUUGCAAGAUUAGAAGUCAUGGGCUGCAAGGCUAUGCAAUCUCUUAAGAGUAUGUUGCACCCACUUAUCAAUUCAAGUAUGAUGAACAAGGUACUUAGUACUAGUAUUAUGUCUACAUCAACUGAUGCUCCUCUGGAUUCCUCUGCUGGCUCUGUUCUUUCAAAAGUAUCUAUUAUUGAUCAUGCUGAGAUUCUUCAGCCUGGUGCUAUACUAUCCAUGAUGGUUCAUGACCCCAGGGAAGUUUCAGUACAGAGAACAGAUUCUUCAUCUAAAGCAGUCUCACUGAACAAGGAGAACAGACUCUCGGAGGAAGAUCUAGUUCCAAAUGCUGAUGAGACAUCAUCGGAGGUGGGAAACAUAUUGUCAUCGAUGUGGAUGCACCCUGGGAGGCACGAUUUAUUACUUUCAGACUGCAGAGAACUCUGGGGUUCUAGCCAUAACAUAAAUCCUCCUGUGGCAGAGGAGAUUCUUUGUAUGGAGAAGCACCAUGAACGUAUUAUGUUUUUCUGCCUGGAUUCUGGAAAUGAUCAAGGACAAACAACCCAAGAGAAGGAUAGCUCCAACCGAUCCUGCCCAGUUAUUCUUCUGAAACAUGGCAAAGAAGGAAUGCUCACUCCAGGGUGGUCUAUUAUUCUACCAUUGAGUUGGGUGAAGCCUUUCUGGCUCUUUCUAGUAUCUCAUGGUGCGCAUGCGAUUGGCUUAAGAGAGAGACGAUGGAUUGCAACAAAGUUCAAAUUGCCAUGCUUUCCUUAUGAUUAUCCAGAUAGCAAAGCGUAUUCAUCAUUUAUGGCCAAAGAAGCUGCUAUUUUUGAUAAAUCUGUUGAGUGCCGCCCUGCUUCCAAGAGACCUUCAAGAGUUCCUGUACCACCUUUAUGGCAUUGUAUAAUGGCUUGUUUUAAUGAAGGUGAUGGCAUAGUGAGAGGUCUUCAAAUAGAUGACUUAAUUUUGGAUACUAUGGUAUUCGUAUUACCCAAUUUUUCAACAGUAAGUUCCAAAUCUGGAGAAGCAGAACCAUCACAGGCAAAUGUUGCUGCAUCCUUGCCACUUUUUGUUCCAAGAACCAUCCGAGUGUUGCGACAAUAUGUGAAAGAAAUUGAUAUGAAGUAUUUGACUUCAUCGUCUGACACGGAAAUGGAUACUGACAGACCGAACUUAGAAGCUUCUAACGGCACUGUCAAGAUGACUUGUUCCAUGAAUGAAUUAUGCCUUACAAGGGUUCUGAUAAGAGCAUUCAAGGAAGGUUCUUUUGAAGAGGGUGCUGUUGUUUGUGCUCCAUGUCCUUCAGAUCUUUCAGCUUGGAAAAUCAGAUCAAAUGAAGAAGAGGAAGAAUGUGUCGAAAAAUGGGAACUCCAGCUCCCUCAGUCCCAUGUUAGUUCUUAUUUCUCUUGGUUGGAUCCUAGCACCAGCAACCUUCAGUUGCCCAAAGAUGAGAAUGCACGGGAAGCAUUCAGGUGGCCGAUAGGCUUUGUCACUACAGGUUUCGUCCAUGGAAGUAAUGGGCAAGAUGCUGUUGCGGUUGCAUUCUGUGAGGUGAAGCUGCUUGCGAUGUUGAGGCGACAGCAAUGGACGCAUGAAAAUUUGCAGACUCGAGAGAUCUGUGUCCUUGUCAGGAAUGCAAGAUCAGCGGCGUACCGACGAGCACUGGCCACAAUCGUCCUGGAGCAACAGGAGGCAGACCUAGAGUUUCUAUAGCCUGGAACCUGUAUGACGUUUCCUCAUCCACUGCCAAAAUUUGUUGCAUGCACUGAAGCACUUUCAGUUAACUGUAACAUUACAAUUUUGAUAUAUGCGUGCUUUUCUUCUGUCGAUA
Molecule: messenger RNA, 2748 nt
Organism: Phragmites australis (common reed)
Lineage: Eukaryota; Viridiplantae; Streptophyta; Magnoliopsida; Poales; Poaceae
Product: ribonucleases P/MRP protein subunit POP1
Exons: 10
Coding region: 33-2630 (865 amino acids)
Biological process (GO): tRNA 5'-leader removal
Cellular component (GO): ribonuclease MRP complex; nucleolar ribonuclease P complex
Source: RefSeq, a predicted model, not a curated record